CCCUUUCGCUGCGGCCGCCCGCGAGGAGCCUGGCUGAGGCAGCCGCGCAGGUCGCAGGGCCAGCGUCCGCGAGGACGGCCCGGCUGGGCGGCCCCGAGCUCUGUGGCGCUGUGGAGGAGCGGGAGCGCGGCCGAGGAAGCGGGGCGCCGAGGGGGUCGGCGGCCUUCGGGAAAUUUCCGCCGACCCUUCGCUCCCGGCUCUAAAAGUUCCUGAUUUCCUAUUUCCUUUUAAAUCCCGAGUGGCUGUUAGCUCUUCGCCUGCACUUUUUCUUCCCCAGGAGAUAAGGGGGAGUGUGAGGAACGGAGCGAAUAAUAUAAAAAAGGAUUUCCUCCCGGAAGAGAGCGGCAGUUCGGAGAGAUUUUUCUUAAGGAAGCAGAAGCGGCGUUUGCGGCCGCUGCAGGCGCCGGGCCCUGCCGGCCACACUAUGCGCGAGCCGGCCCCGGGCUGCUGAGGCGCGGGGACGCGGAAGCGGAGGCCGAGCGCGCCGGGCUCCCGCGCUCGCGAGCGAGUUUUGUCCGCCCGGCGGCGGUGGCGGGGGGAUGGAGCCCGCGACCGCGCCCCGGCCCGACAUGGCGCCGGAGCUGACCCCGGAGGAGGAGCAGGCUACCAAGCAGUUUCUCGAAGAGAUUAACAAGUGGACAGUUCAGUACAAUGUUUCCCCGCUGUCUUGGAAUGUGGCUGUCAAGUUCCUCAUGGCAAGGAAGUUUGAUGUGCUCCGUGCCAUAGAAUUGUUCCACUCCUACAGAGAAACUCGAAGGAAGGAAGGCAUUGUAAAGCUGAAACCUCAUGAGGAACCUCUUCGUUCUGAGAUCCUCAGUGGAAAAUUCACCAUCUUAAAUGUUCGGGACCCAACAGGAGCCUCCAUUGCCCUCUUUACUGCCAGGUUGCAUCAUCCCCACAAGUCAGUCCAACAUGUGGUACUUCAGGCUCUGUUUUACUUGCUAGACAGAGCUGUGGAUAGCUUUGAAACUCAGAGGAAUGGACUGGUGUUUAUCUAUGACAUGUGUGGUUCUAAUUAUGCCAACUUUGAGCUGGAUCUUGGCAAGAAAGUCCUAAACCUGCUGAAGGGAGCAUUUCCAGCUCGUUUGAAGAAGGUGCUGAUUGUGGGGGCACCCAUAUGGUUCCGAGUGCCCUAUUCCAUCAUCAGUCUCCUCCUGAAGGACAAAGUCCGGGAGAGGAUUCAAAUAUUAAAGACAUCUGAGGUCACGCAGCAUCUGCCCAGGGAGUGUCUUCCAGAAAACCUGGGUGGGUACGUCAAAAUUGAUCUCGCCACUUGGAAUUUCCAGUUCCUACCCCAGGUGAACGGCCACCCAGAUCCCUUCGAUGAGAUCAUCCUGUUCUCCCUCCCUCCUGCCUUAGACUGGGACUCAGUACAUGUUCCAGGUCCCCAUGCUAUGACCAUCCAAGAGUUGGUGGACUAUGUUAAUGCCAGGCAAAAGCAAGGAAUCUAUGAGGAAUAUGAAGACAUUCGUCGUGAGAACCCUGUUGGCACUUUCCACUGUUCCAUGUCUCCAGGAAACCUAGAGAAAAACCGUUAUGGGGAUGUACCCUGCCUGGACCAAACUAGAGUGAAGCUAACAAAGCGAAGUGGCCAUACUCAGACAGAUUACAUCAAUGCCAGUUUCAUGGAUGGCUACAAGCAGAAGAAUGCUUACAUUGGCACACAAGGUCCUUUGGAGAAUACCUAUCGUGAUUUCUGGCUCAUGGUAUGGGAGCAAAAAGUCUUGGUGAUUGUCAUGACCACCCGCUUUGAGGAAGGCGGCAGGAGAAAGUGUGGCCAGUACUGGCCUUUAGAAAAAGACUCUCGGAUCCGAUUUGGCUUCCUCACAGUGACCAAUCUAGGCGUGGAGAACAUGAAUCAUUAUAAGAAAACAACGCUAGAAAUUCACAACACAGAGGAACGGCAGAAACGCCAGGUGACCCACUUCCAGUUCUUGAGCUGGCCAGACUAUGGUGUCCCUUCCUCAGCAGCUUCCCUCAUUGACUUCUUGAGAGUGGUCAGAAACCAGCAGAGUCUGGCUGUGAGCAACAUGGGAGCACGCUCCAAAGGGCAGUGCCCUGAGCCACCCAUUGUGGUCCAUUGCAGUGCAGGCAUUGGCAGGACAGGUACCUUCUGCUCACUGGACAUCUGCCUGGCACAGCUGGAGGAGCUUGGCACCCUUAAUGUGUUCCAGACGGUGUCACGCAUGAGGACCCAGAGGGCCUUCAGCAUCCAGACCCCUGAGCAGUACUAUUUUUGCUACAAGGCCAUCCUGGAGUUCGCAGAGAAGGAGGGCAUGGUAUCCUCUGGCCAAAACCUGCUGGCCGUGGAGAGUCAGUAACUCUCCUACGAACCUCCUACCUGUUGGCCAGCCUUCCUUAAACUACCCUGGACACCGCUGAGCCUAUAGGUUGCCAUCAGUUACGCUGAAGCCAUGGAUCAACUUCUUUCUUGUGUCUCCCAGCACACGUGUGCACGCAAGGCAGCCUUUCCCUUUGGCUAGAUAAAUGUGGUGAAAUUGCCACUAGAAAGGGCCAGUAGCAAUGUGUUCUUAAUUCCUAGCAUCUGCUAUCAAACUGUGCCUUAUUAAAACCAAAUUGUGGCUAUUGAUUUUUGCUAGGGUCCCCGAGGUAAGUGGGGAAGGAACCUCCCUCCUCCUUUCUCCCGCCAUUCUUUUUCUGAGGUCUCCUGUCUCCCACUCCUUCCCUUUCCUAGGAUUUUAUGGGGAGGUUUGAUGAGCAUUUGCCUUUCUCCCCAGAGAGCUUGACCAAGUUACAUAUUCUAGAGAUCGUCCUGAGUGCCAAGCACGUUUAUAAGUAGGGCGUGUAUUCCAGUCCUUUCUGUCAUUCUGUGUGUGUGUGUGUGUGCACUUAUGUGUAUGGGUCCAUAUGUACGUGUGUAUAUAAUAUAUAUUGUAUGUGAUAAUAUGAUCGUAUUCUAUAAAUACAUAUACACACGAUACUCCUUUCCAGAAGUUCCUGGGGCUCCGUGUUGCAGUUCAGGACUCCUUGCUUCUUGGACCCUACUAUUUAUCCUGGACUAGCUUGGGUUGGUGAUCAUGUCUCCUCUUGUCAGGCUACAGAGUGGUGGAAGAGGACACACACACAUCUCCUCCAUGUUCCUGCCACAGGGCCCCUUCCUUAAGUAAUGACUUAUCUCCUUCCAGUUGCCACCUGUUGGAGCCAAGAAUGUAUUAGUUUGUGGUGACACUGGGUUAGCUCAGCAUGGAUUUCCCUUAUCCGAUGAUUUUUCUACAUUUACUUGGCCAAUUUGGGGAACAGACCUCCACUGUGAUUCCAUACUCUCUCUUUGCUUUCACUAUCCCAGGGAUGGGAGGCGGAGGGUAGAGAUGAACUCACUGAGCAGCCAGAGCCAAAUGCAAUCGGUACGAAUCUUAGAAGGAAGGAGGGGGAGCCCAGGUAUGAGAAAGAAAAAACCACUAAGAAAAUACCUCCCUGGGAGGAUGAGCUGGGGCCCUUUUUCUUUUGCUGGAUGGUUCCUUUAUGCAGCUUGGCCCUGUCUACCGAGAUGCCCAUCUCUUCCUGCCUGCUAGCCUGCUAGACCCUCAAACUGGGUGGGUUCUGUGUCAAUAAAAAGCUUCACCCCCUGGCUGAGUGAGGUGGUCCCCUGCAAUCACUGUUUGUCCCCUACCCACCCAACCUGUCCCUGCCUGCUCCCAGCCCACUCAUCCUUAUGUGCUAGGGAUAAAUCAAGAGUCCUCAGCACUCCACAUUCCCAAAAAAUCCCAGGAACUCCUAAACCUUCCCCUGUGACAGAAGAUGAGGUUGGCAGCUGAUCAGACCUCAAUAAUUUUAUACUGUAAUAAGCUCUUUGAAUGUGUAUAUUAUUAUUUUUUACAAUCAUUUCAUUUUGUAUUUAAUAUCAAUGGACUGAGUCUGAUUCAGAAAAUAAUUGUAAUGUUCAUAUUCAAUAUCUUACAGUGAUACAGUUUUGUAUUUACAUAUAAAUAUACCGACAUGAUCAAAACCCUUUUAGCUUCAUCAAUUUAGCAGCCUGGGACAUGAGGGAGGGGGUCCAGGAGCUGGUCUGGGAGGGAUGAGGGAGGCAGGGAGGGACCCAAGCCUUCAGUAUCUGAGACUUUGAGUUCUGACACUAUGAGUUCACCUUGUCUGUAGGCCAUGGCCCUAUCUCUGGACAGAGGGACCAGCACCAGUUCAGUGCUUGAGAUGUGCUAAGCACUAUGCUAGGUGCUUUUCCCCCACCCUGCCUCAUUCAAACCUCACAACAAUUCAGUGAGAUAUUAUCUUCUCUCCCUUCUCCUGUGCACCCCUUUCUCAUUUCUAUAUAGAUGAGGAAGGUGAGGUCCAGAGGGUUACAGUGAUUUGCUCUAAAACGAGCUCAAGUUGGUCUGCUUACAAAGCCUGUGGUCUCUUCACUGCAUGGAAGAUGGAGAUCUUGUGUUUGGAGAACAGAGGUUUGUUUAGCUCUCCUUUCAGAGUAAAAAAAGUUCUUAAAUUCCAGGUUGUUGUUCUUGUGCCCAUGCUUCAUGUAGUAGACGCGAAGGGUGACAGGGUUGGUGACUGACUGUCCUAGCUAGGACCUCCUGAUGUAGGGUCCUCAUGUCUGCAGCGUACCAAAGGGGUUAUCAUUCUCCCCAGGAGACUCCAUAUCUAUGGGUACAUGGUCUUUGUGAGAAGAUCUUGAGUCAUUUGCAUUUAUCUCUUAGAAAGAAAGGAACCAGAAGCUUUGUACAUGGAAGACCACUCCCCAUAUCAUACCUGUUGGCUGUUGAUGGCCUGCCCAGUUGGGGCAGUUGUGGCUGGGAAAUAUUGGGGUGUUCUUAAUAAUAGUCAUAGCAGCCAAUUUACUGGAUGCUCACUCUAUUCCAGGCACUGUUCAGAGUAAUUUCUAGGUAUCAUCUCAUUCACCCUCAACAACCUUUUGAGGUAGGUAUUGACAGAAGAAAAAAAUUGAGAGACAGGAAUGUUAAUUUGCUACAGCCAGGAUCCCAGACCAUCUGACUCCAAAGUAUCUUCUUUCACCUCUUACACUAGACUUCCUCUAAGGAUCCAUCUUCUGAUCUGCCAAUAAAUUUUUAUCGAGUUUCUUACCAUAAUCAGGAGCUCAAGUGUAGAGCAGAAGAUUAAUCUAGUUCCUUCUCCAGAUGAGCCUCCAUUCUCUUGGGAGUGCACAAACAUAAGAAGUGAACAGAGAUUCUUGGAAAUCUGAGAAACCAGAGAGGUCAGGGGUUUGGUGGAACAUGUAAGAAAUGGGAUUAAUGAUAAACGGCCUGGAGGAGGUAACUUUAAAUUGUCAUUUAUUUGAAGAGGCUGUAACCCGACUGCCCUGUGAAUUUAAGGUUAUGCAUGAGUUCCUCAUUGCAUAUCUGAAGACUGGUGAGGUUAUCUAUCACUUCAGCUCCAUAAAAUGCUGAUUUCUGGGCCCAUCCAGUAGGUUGUUAGUGAGUGACAGGAUUAUCCAGGUUUGGGAACCAUAGAUUUAGUUCAUGUUUCUGACCCUAUAGAGAGUUAACAAAUUGAUGUCUCCUAAAUUUUCAGUAAAACUCAGAGGAACUCCUCCCACUGCCAUUGUUUGUAGCUUUUACCAGCGUGAACCUACCUGUGUUAGGUGUUAAAGGAGGAGGUAAAGGAAAGGGAAGGCAGAGACGCAACCCAGAAUCUGUUUGGCAAGUCAGGGUUCUCAUACAGGAGACUUAGUGAACAAAGCAAGAGAAAAUGCUCAGGGUCCAAGUGCAGUGGCUUUAUGCCUGUAAUCCCAGUACUUUGGAAGGCCGAGGUGGGCAGAUCACCUGAGGUCAGGAGUUUGAGACCAGCCUGACCAAUAUGAUGAAACCCCAUCUCUACUAAAAAUAUAAAAAUUACCCGGGUGUGGUGGUAUGUGCUUGUAAUCCCAGCUACUCGGGAGGCUGAAAUGGGAGAAUCACUUGAAUCUGGGAGGCAGAGGUUGCAAUGAGCCGAGAUCGCGCCAUUGCACUCUAGCCUGGGCAACAAGAGUAAAACUCCAUCUCAAAAAAAAUAAAUAAAUAAAAAAGAAAGACAGUGUUCAGGAAAGAAGAAAACACUGAGCUAAAGCAGGCUUCUGCUUCUGAUUUGAUGGCUGUUUGUUUCACCUUUCUCUAACAUUCCCAUGCUAUAUAAUUUUUCAAACAUGAGAUAAUCCCUGUGUCCUUUUUCCCAUUGCUCCCUUCAUCUUGCCCAUCCUCAUUGGCUAGGAUGGGACUCCUGAGACGAAGGGUGCCCCAGCAUCCUCAGCCUCGGAGGCCCACCCUUAUCAGUCUUCAUGUGACAGUAUGCAGGUAAAUGACAGAGUAGGACUUGUUCUUGGGAGAAUGGACUAUUUAGCAUCAUAGCCCUAGGGAAAUUUGGUUCCUUCCCUGAAAGGAAUGCUUCCUGUCUCUUGGGACAGACAGACACACAUACAAAAACUUUUAUAAAUCAGAGACCUAGAGGGAAUUGGGCCAAGAGGCAUUGGCCAAGUAGAAAAGCUUCUCUAGAGUGACCCAGCUCUUUUGUGGUUUUGAGGUCUUACCACUGAACCAAACCCAAGUCCUAGGUUCCCUCUGUAAAAGAAGGGGCUACACUAGAUGAUCCUACCAUGGGUCCUCUGACUGUCAGGGUCCAGUUCUUUGUUAGACAGUGCAAACACCCAUAGAGGAGCUAUUAGGCCUUUACUUGGGUUGAGUUGGCUCCCACUAGCACUCCCCACUUUUCAUUUUUUUUACUUUCAGAGACAGAGUCUCACUCUGUUGCCUAGGUUAGAGGGGAGUGGCAUGAUCAUGGCUCACUGCAGUCUCAACAACUGGGCUCAAGCAGGAACCCAGCUUUUUUUUUUUUUCUCUCUCUCUCUCUAGAGACAGGAUCUCACUAUGUUGCCCAGGCUGGUCUCGAACUCCAGCCUCAAGCAAUCCUCCUGCCUCGGCCUCCCAAAGUGAGAGGAUUACAGGCAUGGGCCACCACACCCAGCCUCUCCAGUUUUAGUGUGUUUUCAGAGUCUCUUCUUUCAAGCUGCUGCUACUUCCCUAGCUUCCCUCAGUUCUCUUCCCCCUUGGCCUUCCAAUUGGAGGAAAAGCAGGUCAGGUCUCUGUCAUCUCCAAGACCAGCCUAUAGGCCUUUAAAGUUUCCCUGUUUCUUAAUGUGGGGUCUACAGGGUUUCUCAGAGGCAAAGCAUGAACAGACCAAGGGUCCUAUAGCUCCCAACCUAGUCCUUAGAUUUCUCUCUGGCCUUGGUUACUCCCACAAACCACUGUGAGCCUACCAAGGGCAGGAAUGGAAAUGCCCAUCAGCCUGGGAACCAUCUUUUUCUCUUAGGAGGUAUCCGCCCUAUAGUUACCUUUACACAACACUUGUGAAUAUCAAGUGUUCUAGACUGCACUGUUCAUAAUUGACUACAGAGAAGACUAGGAUCUUCUCCACAAAUAGAAAUAUAUCACUUUUACUUGGAGAUGUUUUCUUGGGGGAAAAAAAAUCUAGCACCUUGAAACCUGUUACAAUGUUUAAAUCUCCCUUCUUUACCUUGGCUGUCAUAAAAUCCUCCUGUUUGAGCUAAAUGUGGCCUGCUGAAGUCUUAAAUGCCCAUAUUUUUCAGGCUAAGGCCAUGGUGGACAUAGCUAACUCCACUAGAAUCCUAGCUGGGGGUGUUGGAAAAAACGGUACAGUGCCCCUCUCAGACUCCAGGCUCACGUCCGUCUCCCCUCCCCGCACAUUAUAAUCUACUACUUCUCUAAUGCUGCUGCGUAGUUUGUCUUAAAGCCUCAAGACUGGCCAGAUGUGCACCUGAGUAAAGGUCAGCCAUUUCAUCUGGGGGCUCUUUCUUGACUUUUAAUGAAUUUUCUUCUGUGAAAAAAUGUAUUUUUAAUAAAAAAUUUUCUGUGGCCAGCA
This is a messenger RNA of Homo sapiens (human), 7839 nucleotides long. RefSeq names its product protein tyrosine phosphatase non-receptor type 9 (gene PTPN9). The transcript is spliced from 13 exons. Gene Ontology annotation, cellular component: cytoplasm; neuron projection terminus. Lineage: Eukaryota; Metazoa; Chordata; Mammalia; Primates; Hominidae. Gene Ontology annotation, molecular function: protein tyrosine phosphatase activity. The record is from RefSeq and is marked reviewed. The coding region runs from base 540 to 2321 and encodes 593 amino acids.